Pelobates cultripes (western spadefoot toad) is the source of this 870-nucleotide messenger RNA. The record is from the annotation of a GenBank genome assembly. NCBI's taxonomy places the organism in Eukaryota, Metazoa, Chordata, Amphibia, Anura, Pelobatidae.
AUGGUGCUGCUACCAAAAAUCCUCAACGUAUUUCGAAUGCUACCGAUACAAGUACCACCACAGACCCUCAAGAACAUCCAAGCUAUAAUAGCCAGAUUCAUUUGGAACAAAGCUAAACCGCACUUACAUAUAACUAUAUUGCAGCAGCUCCAAUCUAGAGGUGGUCUAGGGCCGCCCAAGUUAACCUCGUACUAUGAAGCUGCCAUUCUAGACUCCGCUAUUCGAUAUCACGCUCCUAAACACACGUUUCAAUGGGCUGAUAUGGAAUCUGAUAGAUCCAAACCGCACUCCCUACUCCACGCCAUGUGGUCUCCUAAGACCCAUCGGCCACCGAAAUUGUCACUAUACCCCACCUCUGUACUGAUGCUUAAAUACUGGGACAGGCUGAUGGCUACAAUAACCGAGAUAGGGAAAUUCUUCAUACAUGCCCCGAUCGAAGCUUUGGCCAGAUUGACGCCUUGGUUGUCCUUGAAGACCUGGACCAAGUAUGGCGUGAAAAUUAUCAAGGACAUAUGUACACAGAAGGGAAUCAAGCCAUUCCCAGCCCUACAAACCCAAUACAACAUACCUAACUCUUGUAUUUUUCAAUACCUACAGGUAAAAAGUGUCAUCUCCACUCACGUAACCUUGAACCCCCAGAUUCAACCAUAUAGGCUAAAAGACAUGACAGAGAUCUUUUCUAGAUGCCACAAGUCACCACUAAAACCCAAAGCCCUGUCGUUAUGCUACAGGACCAACCUUGACUAUAAUACCCCCCGCUCAUUCACCUACGUACAAAAAUGGGAAAAAGAGGGAAUACCUACAAUUACGGACUCACACUGGCUUUCGGCGCUUACUGCUCUUUCAGGCCUCACCUCCUGCUUCUCACAC